This is a messenger RNA of Patella vulgata (common limpet), 3629 nucleotides long. Its product is annotated as transcription factor RFX4. The transcript is spliced from 20 exons. The record is from RefSeq and is a predicted model, not a curated record. Gene Ontology annotation, biological process: regulation of transcription by RNA polymerase II. The coding region runs from base 107 to 2311 and encodes 734 amino acids. Gene Ontology annotation, molecular function: RNA polymerase II cis-regulatory region sequence-specific DNA binding; DNA-binding transcription factor activity, RNA polymerase II-specific. NCBI's taxonomy places the organism in Eukaryota, Metazoa, Mollusca, Gastropoda, Patellidae.
ACAUGUUAACAACAACACUUUCUGAAUUUUAUCGGCUCCAGAUCACCAAUUGUUCUAAAUAAUCCACAGUUUCGUAUUUCACAAGACAUUCGCAGACGACUUUACUAUGGACGCCUUCGGACCACCAGUGGAUGGAACAGAUUGGAUGGGAUUAGAUCAGUGUAUAGAAGAGACUAGAAGAACUGAUAAACCUGAUUCUAAUUCGGAUGAUAAUGAAGAAAAGGUUGAAAUUUGCAAAACAAGACAAGGCUCGAAACCACAUUCAACACCCCUUACACUUAAAUGGUUAGAAGAGAACUAUGAAAUAGCUGAUGGUGUUUGUAUACCUAGAAGUACUCUAUAUCUACAUUAUUUAGAUUUCUGUGAACGUAAUGACAGUAAUCCUAUUAAUGCUGCUAGUUUUGGAAAGAUAAUACGGCAACAGUUUCCACAAAUAACUACUAGAAGACUUGGUACAAGAGGCCAGUCAAAAUAUCAUUACUAUGGGAUUGGUGUGCGUGAAACAUCAACAUAUUAUGAUAUUAUGUAUUCAGCUAAAGGCGUUCAAAGUCAUGGUGAAGGCAAGAAGGAGGUUAGCAAUAAGCCCGUUGCUUAUUCUCCAAGGUCUAAGUUAGGAACUUUAUUACCAGACUUUCCUGAUGUUAAGGAUAUUAAAAUGCCACAAGAUGUUGGUGAAGAUAAGGUGGCUACAUUUCUUGUUAUGUACAGAACACAUUGUCAGAGAAUUUUAGAUACAGUUAUCAGAGCUAAUUUUGAUGAGGUGCAGAACUUCUUAAUACAUUUUUGGCAGGGUAUGCCAAGUCACAUUGUACCGAUUUUAGAUUCCCCUACUAUUGUUAUGUUAGUUGGUGUUUGUGAUUCUAUAUUGUAUAAAGCUAUAUCUAGUGUUCUCAUGCCCACUGUUCUACAAGCUCUUCCAGAAAGUUUAACACAAGUAAUACGGCGAUUUGCUAAACAACUAGAUGAGUGGUUGAUAGUCUCUUUAAAUUCUUUACCAGAAACUCUCAAGAAAAUCAAAUUUGAUCUCGCACGACGUUUUUCACAAGUUCUCAGACGUCAAACAUCGUUAAACCAUUUAUGUCAGGCGGCGAGGACGGUAAUCCACAGUACUGAUAUCACAUCCCAGAUGCUCGACGACUGGUUAAACAUCGAUUUAAACAGUAUUAUAAAACAGACCUUAUAUACCAUGGACCAAUAUACAGAAAAAGACCAUACCAUCAUUGUAAAUUUAUGUAGUGAGUUUGAGAAGUUAUUAGAAGAACAUUCUACAAUAGAGUCGUAUAUCGAUUGGUUAGAUAGUAUGGUAGAUAGAUGUAUAGUUCAGCUUAGUUCUCAGAAGUCUGGAACGUUGCGAAAAAUAGCUCGUCAGUUUUUGUUAAUGUGGUCUUGUUUUGGUACGAGAGUUAUUCGUGAUAUGACAUUACAUAGUGCUCCUAGUUUCGGUUCUUUUCAUCUACUACAUCUCAUGUUUGAUGAUUAUGUGCUGUAUUUAGUAGAAAGUUUACACGGACAAGAGAAAGGAAAUGACUUUUUACGAACAAUAAAAGGCGAAGAUACAGGCAUAAUUCUAGAACAAUUUAUUAUAAAAGAAGAUAUACAGUUACCAGAAAUAGAUGCCGCCAUGACAACCGCCAUGUCUAAUCAGGAUCGAGGCUCAGUCAUCACAACCACCAGAGGCAUACUAGGCACUUCUGGUUAUGUAAAUAAUGAAAUACAUGAAGACAUUACAUCAGUAUACAACCAAACAGAUAAAUUAUUAGACUCUCCAAGAUCUCGUCAACUAACAACAAAUACAAGUAGCAAUAUUUCCUUUUCUAGCUGUAGUAACUAUGGUAACCAAUAUGGCCAAAUUAACAACAACAAAAAUCAUGUACAAUCUACAUUUGAUCUUGCAACGGCACAGUUAUAUGAUGAUACGAUAAGAACAGGGCAAACUGGAGUACGUCAAGUAACAACACCAUCUGAUUGGUCACGUCAGCAACAAACGGGUGGUGGAGAAAACAUGGCCGUUGUUAUGAGAAUGAAUGAACAAAAUGCUUAUCCUGCUUACCAACAAACACGACAAAGUCUGUUUGAAUACAACGGUUACACGUACGAUCAAACCGGAAAACAAGUUGGAACGCCAGCAACGAACGAAACGCAAUACCCAUACCACUCAUACGGUGGGGUGGGAGAUUUUUACAACGUAAAUUAUAAUCAAGAAAACAGUAAACGGCGAGUGGAAGAUGAUCCGUAUUCACGUACUUAUAAAAGACAAAACAAAGAACAGUUUUACUACGAUCAUAUUCCAAAUAACUUCGCUCAGAUAUAAUAAAGACAAUGGAUAACUUCGUCAUUUUAAUAAAUCAGACUUAAACAUAUAUUAUGUAAGAGCUAAAUCUGACUAUUGUAGGUCUUUCUUUAGACCUGAAAUGUUAUAUAAACUAUUAAUUAUGUUUAUUAACAUGAAAAGAAAUUAAUCAACUCCCGAUGUCGUGUAGGAUUGUCACGGGAUUUGAUUGGAUAAUCGAGACUAUGUUUUUUAUCGUACUGACUUUAGUAAUGAUGAUCGAGGCUAAAAUCAAUCGCUAAUAUCUCGGUUCAGAGUGGAGCAAUUUGACUGAAAUAUUCAGUAUAUUAUCCUUACAUUAUCUAGUUUUUAACUAUUAUAGUGAGAACUGCCAGCUCUUUAUCUGAUCUUCCAUAAUGUAUGUUUAAGAUCCAUAAUUGGUUUGAAUUAUCAAUAACGAUAAUUUAUGUAAGCCUAUAUUUAUUUGUUCCUGGUCUAUAUUUAAAAAUAAUAUAUACAUAUUGUGUUCAACUCAUUUUAAGGUUUACGUGUAAUAUACUCCGUGCCAUUUUUUUUUUAAAAAUAUAUAUAUAUCAUUUACGACGGGUAGUCAAAGUAGUACGUGUCUACACCUGUUGUUAAUAAAUCAUAGAAUCACCUACUUGUAACAUUGUUAAAAUUAUUGAAGGACACGCAAAGCAUAAACAUAUCACCCUAAAAAUGUUAUCAUAAGACGAUUCUGUCCUGUUUCAUAAAUGAUUGAUUUUAAAAGUUUAUUUUAACACCAAUGACUAUUUUGUUAACAAUUACAUAUAGCUUAAUAUGUAUAUUUGCUAAAUAAAGAAUGGUGCCGUAUGUUCAUUUUGAAAUGCCAAAGAGUUUAAUUAAAUGACACUCGUUACAUUGGACAGGGGAUUAUUUUUACUUGGUUGCUGAUCAAGUUUCAAUUAUUUUUUAAGUUGGUAAAAACUGAGUAUUUGAAAUAAUCCGGGCUGUGUUGGGUCAAGGAUUUGUUGAACAAUGAUAAGUCGGUGGGGGGGGGGGGUCUAAUCCACCCAAGGGGAACUAACUUCCCCCAAAAGUAUGAGCCCGCCAUAGCUCGAUAAAAUGGUUGGUUUCUCGAGUGUGUUGCAAAUGGAAUUGUGAAUUACGUCACUCCUUAAAACAAAACCUGAAAUACCAUAUCUCUUUAACUAAUUUCAUUAUUCACCAAAAUGAUUAUUUUAACAUUUGUACAUAACUCGCGUUUAUUUAUUAUAUCUAGAUUUAUAUACAUUGAUUGCUCGUAACAUUAUGUAUAAAGUAAUAUAAUAAAAUAAAUUAAUCAGAUAUAUAAUAUUUCUUAUUUGAUUCAGUUUCA